Molecule: messenger RNA, 5888 nt
Organism: Leptidea sinapis
Lineage: Eukaryota; Metazoa; Arthropoda; Insecta; Lepidoptera; Pieridae
Product: protein ABHD18
Exons: 8
Coding region: 890-2161 (423 amino acids)
Source: RefSeq, a predicted model, not a curated record
AAUUUAACACACCAUUUAAUAUAUGUAUUAUAAUAUUUCACCUAGUCUUAAGCUUCUUUCUUUAUCAAAGAAAGGAUGAACAAGUGUACGGGUCAUCUGAUUGCCCACAUUUUCUUGCAACAUCAGAGUAAUCACAAAAGUGUUUCCUUCUCUUUAAAAAAGUUACACACUUUUUUUUGUAGGUACCCAUGCCAUAUCGCACUGGGAACACUGCACAAGAAAGCUCAUGCCACAGCUUGGUCCUACAUUGGAGAAAGUUCGUUGAAUACCGCAUUCAGAUGAGGAUGAUAUCCUAAUUUAUGGUGUGUUGUGCAAAGGUGGAAUUCACAAUCAGGUCAAGCAGUUGUUCGCAACUCUCCCAGCAAUGCCAAGUGAUCUAGCCGUGUCUUCAAAACUCUCCCCGUGAUAAUUGUGGUAGAAGAAGGCACACAAUGAAGCAACAUCCCUACUUAACACCAAGUUAUCUAGUCGUUCACAGAGCACAGGGUCCCCCACAAUUUGAGCUGCUCUGUGUUGCACACAGUUAAAUGGUUUGAGCUGAUACUGGGGUGUGCCAGACCAGAGAUGACAGCAAUACUCCAUGUGUGGCCGGACCUGCGCUUUGUAGAGUGCUAGAAUUUGGGCAUUCUUUAAGUAUUGUCAAUCUAACGCUCAGCUUGUUCGAAGCUAAAGUCCUACCAAAUAACCAUGGAAUUGGCAAUCGCUUGAGAUUUUGAGACACAGAAUUCCGAUUCUAGGCGAAGCUUUAAGGGAAGUGUUGUCAAAGAGUGGUGAUACGACAAAUGGCGUUCUUUUGCGAUUUUCAAGAGAGUACUCAAUACAAGACACUAGUCAGUUCUCAAGUAUUCCAACAACCAAAUUACUGUACUUUUGGCGAAGGAGAAAUCUAAUGGUAAAACCUUUAUUAAAAGAAGCUGGUAUUGGUGGAAUAAUACUUGAAAACCCUUUUUAUGGACUUCGGAAACCAACUGACCAAAUACGAUCAUCUCUACACAAUGUUUCGGACAUAUUCGUGAUGGGAGGUUGUUUGAUUCUGGAAUCUCUGGUCUUGUUUCACUGGUGUGAGAGAAAUGGACUCGGCCCACUGGGUGUCACCGGACUCUCUAUGGGUGGACAUAUGGCUUCUUUGGCUGCUACUAACUGGCCCAAACCUCUUGUCUUAGUUCCAUGUCUGUCUUGGUCGACCGCUUCUGCAGUUUUUCUUCAGGGAGUAAUGUCGCAUUCUAUAAACUGGGAUUUAUUGGAAGACCAGUAUCUAUCUGAUGGUAUUUACCGAGAAAAGUUGUCCAAAAUGGUGACUAUAAUCGAUGAAGCAUUUCUUGCGGGCAAAAAGUUUGCUCGGACCUACAGCCAAAAUAUACGAUGUUCACUUCAGAAAUCGCCCACGCCUUUAGUUGACAAUAUAAAAGUUGAAACACCCUACUCAAGUUUAGAUAUAACAUACAAAGAAUGUGUUAGUGAUACAAAGAGUCGGAAUACAGGUAUAGAUGCAACGAAAUCUGUUAGAGAGAAAUCUGUGAGAGAGAAAUUAAAUGAAGACAUUAAGUCGUUGUUGGAACAAAAUAAAAUUAGCGAGAGUUUACACAACAAGUUGACUUCGAAUAAAAAGUUUGAGUUGGACCCUGAAGAGAUAGAUUUGAUAAACAAAUUGAGUGAGAAUAAGUUAAAAGAGGCCAUUCUUAAUGUGUGUAAUAUGGAUAAAAGUAGUACAGAAAAUAAUGAAAAAGUUGAAACUAAAGCAGUAACAUCGGCUGCUAAAAAGAAAUCGUGGAAUGUGUCGGACCUUACAUCAGAUUUGUGGUUAAAUCUACCAUUUACGAGAUCAAGUGGGAAGAAGAUAGACAUAGGAAAAAUACACUGGAGAGACAGAGAAACACUGCAGUUUAUGAGAGGGAUUAUGGAUGAGUGCACGCACCUUAGUAACUUCUCUGUGCCUUUUGAUACAUCUCUUAUUAUAGCUGUGUGCGCCAAACAUGAUGCGUACGUGCCUCGUGAUGAUGUAGGCACCCUGGAGGAGAUCUGGCCCGGGGCGGAGGUGCGCUACGUGGACGCGGGACAUGUGUCUGCCUACAUACUGCAUCAGUCUCUCUUUAGGUCUUGUAUCAAAGAAGCAUUCGAACGCUCGAAGAAAAAAUGGCGGGACGGCAAACACGUUGAUUGAGGAACAAUUAAUUAAUUUAUUGGGGAUAUUAGAUAGAUAAACCUACAAGUAGAAAUUAGAACGGUUUGAUACUGAACAAAACGUGAUGAUGAGAGGACUUGUCAGCACAUUUUUAAGUAAUUUAUUUUCUCGGAACUCCUUUAGAAUUAUUUUUGUCCAGUCAAUACGCUAGGCACCAUCGAUAAUUGCCGAGAUGAGACUGAAGAGACAUUACAUUGACUUUUAAAAAACUAAUAAUAAAUUAAGUGCAAAAUAGCGACGCAAGAGCUGAUGAUCCCGUUGUCUAAUAAUUCUUCAGUCAUUUAAUGUUCAACCGCAGGCCUCGUCCCGAAACUACCAGGCCGCUAGACCGAUUGCCUUGUUACCUACUUCAUUUUCGAAAAUUACCUACUCUUGAGAAUUGCUCGCAUUUAAGUUCCUAAAUUUGAGUUUGAUGAACUUAAUUCAUCAUUGCACCUACCUCCAUUGGGAGGCUCCUUUGCACAGGAUGCCGGCUAGAUUAUGGGUAACACAACGGCACCUAUUUCGGCCGUGAAGCGUAAUGUAUAAGCAUUACUCUAUUUCGGUCUGAAGGGCGCCGUACCUAGUGAAAUUACUGGGCAAAUAAGACUUGACAACUUAUGUCUCAAGGUGACGAGCGCAUUUUUAGUGCCGCUCAGAAUUUUUGGAUUUUUCAAUCAUCCUGAGCGGCACUGUAUUGUAAUAGGCAAAGUGUAUCAAUUACUGAGCUGAACGUCCUGCUCGUAUCGUCCCUUAUUUUCGUAAAAAAAACCUAUUGUGCCAUUUCUUCGCCUUUGUUUGGGCUGUUUGGAAAACUAGGGUAUUAAUAAAGCCUUAACCUCUUUUAGGAGAUGCCUCAAUUUUUAUUGUGUUAGAAUAAGAUGCCUAAGAGUUAAAGACUGGGUGCCCUACCACAGACAGGAUUCAAUUUUUUUGUCUUGAGUCAAAUUUUGAGUAGGUGCCCAAUCAGCGUACGAUAUGCAGACAGAAAAUAUAUGUCCCUUAAGCGCCAUUGAGUAAUGUUUGAUGGUAUUAAGAAUAAUAAUUUAAAUCCGAUACAAACACAUUCUUUUCUGUACUAUAGAAAUAUAAUAUAUGUCGAUUUCGAAAUUCGAACCAAAGCCAUUUUCAGAUAUUUCCUCAGAUCAUUAAAAAUGUCCCUUUGACGUUGAGACUUAGAAUAAUAUACGUAAAAUAUUUUCGAGCUUAUUGUGAAUCGGCUUGAUCCCCUGCCCUUGAUAGGUGCAGACAAAUGUCUGUCUAUGUCUGCAUCUAACAUGACAAUAUAAUAUAGUCUAUCUAAAUUUAUACUUAAAAUAUUAAGUAUGUCGUUCAGUUUUUUUUUGUUACCAUUUUAUUAAAGAUGUUACACGGUGUUAUGACUACGAUUAUGUUUACCAAUAGGAAUGCAGUUUCUGAGCUGAGUUGUAGAUAAAUACUUAGUUAUUCUAAAAGAAAUCUACACAAAUCGAAGUGGAUGAUGUCUCGCCAACCUAACUUCGGUUUAUGUUUUAUUAACUAUUUCUAGUUGUAGAACAACUUAAGCGGAUUUAUUGCUCAAACCAAGUGUUUUAAUUAAGAGCGAUGUAAGAUUUAGUCUCGUUCCACCGUUUGGCGACUCAACAGCUCCUAAAGAUGCGUCGUAUAAAGGCGAACCAAUUAUCGCAGUGAUUUAGUGAACAUUAGGAAUUAACUUGAAACCGUCAUUUAUAACUUUUAAAUAUUAACUGUUUUACUAUGACAUCUGUUUUAUCAUUGUUUAUUGUCUUGUAAUAAAGGUCUGACGUCGCUUUCAAGACAAGUUUGAUGUAAUGGUGAAAUACAUAUUGUAAAUUCAGUAGAACGAAAAGAGUUGUAAUUGUUUUCAAUACCGCUAGAAAUAAUGUUAAGGUCUACAAAGCUAACAUUUCUAUUUUUCUUUCAUUUCACUCUAUUGUUCGCCACACAUUCACAUCAUUUAUGAAACUAGAUUCCUUGUCUAUGGUAAAUCAUUUAAUUUUUAGAGAAAAGAAAAAUAUAGAAUGGCAAAUUUUGUUCAAGUGCUUUAGUUAAUUUUCGGAUUUAGAUAUUUAUGUUUUGUUAAAUUUUUAGUCUAGUCUUGUAUGUUACUAAUGGGUUUAACCUGUAGAUACAAAAGCCAAAUUUAAUGCGUGAUUUUGUUGAAAUUAUGGAUACUAACCAAAUUUAUAGCAAAAUGAUUUAAAAAUUUGUUUAUCCGUAAGGCAUACCUGUAACUACAUGCAUUAUAAUUUACCUUAUUAUGUAUAUAUAUAGUCACGUAAUACAGUGAAACCGCACUCUAACAAGGCCUAAGGUAACUUGGAAAUAUUACUUGAUCACUAAGGUUAUAUCGAUCUUACAUAAGGUAAACAACAGAUGUUACAUUGGUCCCAUGCGUUGUAUGACAGGUCACAAAAAUCGUUUAAGGUAACACAUAUUAUUGUAUUAUUAUAAUAAACCUUAGAUUAAGGAUUGGUCUCCGCUGCGCUCCAACUAGAUACCGCACUACCUAAGAACAAUAGCUUUUUUUAUUAUGGCAACUAUUAGAUGCUGGCAUUGGCAUUUUUCGAUUUUUUUAUUUUACAUUGAAGUUAAUAAAUUACAAAAUACUUACUGAUGAUAUGUGAUCCCAGUGUCUUUCUUAUUUAUUUUAGUAUUCUUUUUAAAUCUUUAGUACGCAAUAUUAGUUUCAAUAAUAAGCAAAGUUUAACAGAACAUGUGUCACGUCAACGUCACAUAUUGUUCGAGACUGGCUCGAACUUGGUUGUAGUACCUAUUAGUUGCCGCACUUUGCGACUAUGCCUGCGGUAUCUAGUUUUAGCACAGCGGAGACCAAUCCUUUAUCUAAGUACUAAUCAGUCUAAUUCAAGUUUUUUGUAAAAUUAAUUCAUACUUACAAUAGUAAGUACUUAUCGUUGUAUUUUUUAUGUAAUUAUUACAAACAUCUGGCCGGUCAAGAAGAAUUUUUAUAAUCGAUUAAAAAUUAAUAUUUAUGUAUAAGGUUUCACUGUGUUAUUAGUAUAUAAUCUAUAUAGUUACUUAAUUUAUUAACAAUUUUUCAUAUUUUUUACAAACGUCAAAUGCUCCCACCACAUGCGGUGCCAUGAAUGUUCGUUUCUCCAUCUUCACCAUAACUAAUUCGAUUUAAUAUGAAAAUUUGUUUAUCUAAACACUGCACCAUGAUUUCUAACUCUCUGGUAAAAGCUGUUUAAGUAUGGAAUGUAAAUCGUAUUCUUUGUAUGCCAAUUUUGAAAUUAUCUUAAUGUUAUUUAUUGGUCAACGGAAUAACAUUAUAAUCUCGCUGAAUUUGGCUUGAAAGUAUCGAAUGCCUAGUUUGUAUGCUAUAUAUGCAAAUGGAGUAAAAGUUAAUUUUUAAAGGAAUUAAAUAUGACGACAUGAUAUGAAAGAAACAUUAGGAUAAUACCUCUCUUUCCCAAAAAAAAUACUUAGUACCAAAAAAAAUACCUAAAAUUAUAGUUUUGGUUGGCUCUGAGCUUAAUACAUAUGGGGGUUUCCAUAUUAAUUUUUUUCGAUAUGAUGUAAGUACUAGGUACUAUAUAUAAUAAAAUAUAUAUUUAAAAUGACACGUAACCACCGACUGUACUACAUAAUUGCAAUAAACAUAUCACUUGGUAAGCUUUAGCAUUCAACAACAUUAAUUCGUUAUCUUUCAAAAAAGAGAAGUAUUCUUCAGCAAGCAAUCCGUUACAGUUUUUCGUAUUUUCUC